This is a messenger RNA of Prorocentrum cordatum, 429 nucleotides long. The record is from the annotation of a GenBank genome assembly. NCBI's taxonomy places the organism in Eukaryota, Dinophyceae, Prorocentrales, Prorocentraceae.
AUGUCGCCCGACAGCGUGCCCGGUGCCGGCGGUGCGGCCGAGAGGGCCGACCUCUUCGAGUCGGGCUGGGUCCGCUGCACCACGGGGUCCACGGACGGCGGAGACCUCACCUGUGACGGCCUGGAGUCCGUCGGGGAGUCAAGCUUGUUCGACAGGCGGGUCAGCGACAUCAUCGGCUCCACAGAUCUCUCGGGGAGCAGCAGCGCCUCCGCGUCAGGCAGCGCUGCCGCGCGCACGGGCGGGGGCGGCGGCCAGAGGCGCAUCGUGGCCUCCACGCCCGCGGGGAGGCAGGCCAUUUCUGGUGGUCGGCCCGACGCCGCGGGCUCGUUCCGCGUGAGCGGCUACACGGCCACUGCAGAGGCCUUCGAGGUGGUGGACCCGUGGGUGGGGCUGGAGCAGUACAAUAUUGAUCGGCUGAUGGGGGCAUGA